GGAAAGUAAUAUAAAAAAACGAUAAUUUUAUUUAAAUACAUGAUUUAAGUUAAAUAAAUUCUCAUGUAAAAUGCAAUAUUUCUAAGCAGUUUCUAAGGGAAAAUAAUAGAAAAUAAUAUCAACGUAUAUUAUUAUUUAAAUUAGUACUGCGACUAUUCUCAAAAAAUAUAUUAUUAUUGUUAAACAAUAUUUAAAUUCAAUUAAUAUUUUUGGAGGAAAAAAUAUUGAAUAAUUGUGUGCAGCACGUGUCUGCUUGUGUGAGAGCUAAAAGUCAAAGCGUGACGCCCCAUAAUAUAUUACCUCCUAAAGAGGUUUGGCUAUACUAUAAGUUACAUUUAAUAAUUUAUUUUUUUUAAUUAUUUUCCAUUAAUUUUGGAAAUUUUGUGGUUAUGUAGAAGAAAAUAUAUGAAAUAGCAUUUUAAGAUGUGUACGCAUAGCAUGGUGAUCAUAGCAAACAUGUAUUGAGGUUUUAUGAUGAUCAAAGAAGUAUAAUAUUAAUUUUUUUAAACAUGUUCCUGUUAACAUGAGUUAGGCUAUACUUUUAUAGAAUCGCUACUGCUUUAACAGGUUUUUACACAAUAAUUUGGCAUAGACAUAAUUGGCCGCAGGUAACUCGUAACUGGCAAGCCCUGGUUCACCUUUUUUUGCAUUCACCUUGAAAAGAUUCUUGAUUUUUCGUCAGUCCACUUUGAGCUGUUAAGUGCAAACGAUACACUCUAUCGUUGUGGUCAUCUUUUAUCAGUUGGUGGAUAGUAUGUAGCCGUUUUUUUUUUCAGCAAGAAAUACUAAAAAUAUAUUAGAAAUGUGGCCUCUAUUGGCACUGAUAACGGCCAACAACUUGCUCGGAACGGACUGUCGCAGAACCUUCCAUAACAACAACCCUUGUUUAAAUUACUUCAAUUAUGACGCGGAUCUAUCAGGCGGUGAACUGCAGGUUCCCCCGCCGGAAAACAUCUCCAAAGUGAAUUUGAUUGUCAACAUAAUGGUCCAUGAAAAAAUUGACACGAGCUACGUGGGGAAAAUUAGCAUUGCAGAAAAUGUUAACAGUGUUUUUAGACGCCUGAAAAACAAUAACAGAUCACCCAUCAAGUUCCAAGUGCACUUCCCUGUUCGGUCGCCUAUUCCGUACCUCACAAGUGUAUCAGUAAAUGGCAAGUCUGUUUGCAAUUACGAACCAGUUGACGACCCCGCCGGUCAUUUUACGUCAAUCAAACUUGGCUAUGAUUUAUUUUACGGACCAAAAGAAGAGACAAGCAAUAAAAAUCAGGAGUUGCCAUUUCGAAAUCAAUUUGAUAAUGAUGAGCAAUAUCAACCUGCACCAAUUAUUCAAACAACUACUUGCGCUCCACCACCAAAGUGCACAUGUACAACGCCACGUCCAGUUUUCUGUCCACCUGCACCACCACCGACUAGGUGUCCACCUGUACCACCACCAACAAGGUGUCCACCUAUUGAUUUUUCUCUUGCUUGCCCAGCAGCGGAAGAAGAAGAAGACCCUGAAAUUGAGUUUCUUGGUUGCGGAAAGUCUUCAUCUACAAAAAUCCCGAUCCAGUUAAUCGUAAAUGGUGAAAAUAUCGCAAAAGGUUCUUACCCUUGGCUGAGUGCGAUUUACGAAAAUAAUGAGAGGGGCCCACAGUUUGUGUGCAGCGGCACUCUCAUUUCCAAAAAGCAUGUCAUAACAGCGGCGCACUGUGUGUCAAAUUACCAAAAACAAAAUAAUGUGAAAAACUACGUAGUUUUCUUGGGCAAGCACAACAUUUUCAGCUUUACCGAAAAAGAAGCCACUGCAAAAGACGUCGAGAAAAUAACCAACCACCCAGGCUAUGCAUGGAAUACAGGCGUCGAUCUUGCCAUUAUCACGCUCAAAACAGAAGUCAGAUUUAACGCGUACAUCAGACCUGUGUGUCUUUGGUACCCAAACAGAGGCAUUAGUGAUACUGGGCAAGUGAUUGGUUGGGGUCGCGACGAGCUUGGCAAUAGUUUGACGAGCACUCCGAAGGAAAUUGAAAUGUCUGUCCGCUCCGAUUUUAAUUGCAAUCAAGACAGUGACAUUGCAAAACUCAUGACAAACUUGACUCUCUGUGCAGGCUCACAACAAAAUGGAGGUGGAGGACCGUGCAAAGGGGACAGUGGCGGAGGGCUUUACAUUCGUUCUGCGCAAUCAAAACGAUGGUACAUCCGCGGCAUCGUCAGCCAAGCGGUGUGGGAUCGCAACCAAAACUCCUGCGACCCAUCCAAGAACGUCGUAUUUACAGACAUUAGCAAGACUUGGUCAUGGAUUGUUAGAGAAAUUUCGCUGGACCACACUGAUAUAGAAAUUAAUUAAAUAAUUUUAUUUGAAUGUAUGUAUGAUGUACCUGGGCAGUAAUUGCCUUCUGAUACAAUCAAUAAAGACACUUUGCAACUAGAAAGUGAUAGAGACAGUCUUGAUUAGUAUGCAGUUUUGUUUAUUUUAUUUUUUUAAAUAAUUGAGUAAAUCGUACUGAGAAAUUGGGAUUGAUUUUAUAAUUUAAAUCUUUGGAG
Molecule: messenger RNA, 2523 nt
Organism: Neocloeon triangulifer
Lineage: Eukaryota; Metazoa; Arthropoda; Insecta; Ephemeroptera; Baetidae
Product: serine protease gd-like
Exons: 9
Coding region: 803-2326 (507 amino acids)
Biological process (GO): proteolysis
Molecular function (GO): serine-type endopeptidase activity
Source: RefSeq, a predicted model, not a curated record